This is a messenger RNA of Volvox carteri f. nagariensis, 4167 nucleotides long. RefSeq lists its product as uncharacterized. Lineage: Eukaryota; Viridiplantae; Chlorophyta; Chlorophyceae; Chlamydomonadales; Volvocaceae. Gene Ontology annotation, molecular function: nucleosome binding. The transcript has 30 exons. The record is from RefSeq and is a predicted model, not a curated record. The coding region runs from base 1 to 4167 and encodes 1388 amino acids. Gene Ontology annotation, biological process: lipid metabolic process; transcription elongation by RNA polymerase II; positive regulation of transcription elongation by RNA polymerase II. Gene Ontology annotation, cellular component: FACT complex.
AUGGCCGACGUUUCAAUAGAUGCACAGCAAUUCUGCCGCCGAAUAAAGAGGCUUUAUCAGAGCUGGACGACUCAGCAAAGUGGCGUCUGGGGUGGCGCGAACGUGCUGGCGGUGGCGGUAGGAGCGCCUUCAGAUGACUUAAGAUACUUAAAGUCCAUCUCUCUUCAUCUGUGGCUCUUUGGCUUUGAGCUGCCCGACACGGUGCUGCUAUGCACCAGGUCGCGGAUCUUGGUACUCACCAGCCAAAAGAAAGCUUCGCUUCUGCAACCGGUUGUUGAUGCAUGUUCCCGAGGCGAAGGAGGGCCACUCCAAAUGGAGCUGCUCGUGAAGCCGAAAGCGGAUGAUGGUUCGGCUCUGUGUACCCAACUCCUGGAUGCCGCGCGUGGAGCCGAAGCCGACCCGGUGCUUGGCCACUUGCCUAAGGAUAAACACACGGGGAAGUUGUGGGAGGUCUGGCUAGCUGCGCUUGGGGCCAGCGGUCUGCGUACCGUGGACGUUAAUAGCGGCAUAGCUGACCUGCUGGCUAUCAAGGACGCAAACGAGAUCCUUAAUGUCAAGAAAGCCGCGCUGCUGGCUGCCAAGGCUAUGCAGAACUGGGUUGUACCAAAGGUCGAGGAUGUCGUGGACUCAGGGAAAAAGAUGAAACACAGCAAGCUGAGCGAGAUGUGCGAGGAAGCUAUCACGGACCCGCAAAAGGUGCAAGUAAAGCUUAAAGCAGAGAACUGCGACAUAGCGUACCCGCCAAGCUUUCAGUCGGGAGGAACAUACGACCUUAAAGUCAGCGCCAUAUCAAAUGACAUGCCGCUCCUCGAUGAUGGUGUCAUCGUCGUUUCGCUCGGUACCCGCUACUCUUCCUACUGUGCAAACAUUAGUCGCUCUUUCAUCAUCAAUCCCUCUAAAGACCAGACGGCGCAGUACAUGGCGCUUUUGGCAGCCCAGGAGGCGGCGAUUGCGGCGCUCAAACCGGGCGCACCUCUCACAGCCCCUGGUGAAGCAGUGGUUAACACGUUGAAGGCGCACGGGCAGGAGGCUUUGAUUUCUCUGCUGUCGCGGAACGUGGGCUUCGGGAUGGGUCUGGAGUUUCGUGAGGGCACACACGUGCUGCACCUCCCCGGAUCUGGAAAGGCUGCGCCGGCUGGAGAGAACGGGGGGCCUCGUGUGCGCGCGGGCAUGGUCUUCAACAUAUGCCUGGGGGUGAUGGGACUGACCAACCGCGACGCGCAGGAUGCUAAGGCGAGAAACUACGCCUUGCAGAUUGCGGAUACAGUUAUCGUAGUUGAGGGCGACCGGCCAAAUGAGGUUGCUACCUCGUCGGCCCCCAAGAAUUACGAUAAGGUCACAUAUACAAUCCAGGAGGACGAGGACGGUGGUGGCGCCGACGGGCGACUUGAGGAUGUGACGAACGGUGCAGGCACGUCCAGAAGCGGUGUAGGGUCCAACCUGGCAGCUCUGGGUCUGAAGAAGACCCUUCGUUCCGAUGACCCUACUUUCAAGUCCGCAGAGCAGCUCAGGAAGGAAAAACAGGAAGAGCUUCUGAAGAAGAAAAACGAGGAGACGCUCGCCCGCUUAACAGCGCAAGCGGGCGGUGCGGGAGGGGCCAGCGGCGCAGGAGGGGCCGUCGGCCGGAAGGUCAGCGAGACUUUUGCUUAUCGCCAUGUCAACGAGAUGCCGCCAGCGAGAGACUUGCGUGUGCAGGUGGAUACGAAGGCUGAGGCGGUGCUCUUACCCAUCUACGGUGUUCUUGUACCGUUCCAUAUCACAACUAUUCGCAACGUGACGACGACCAACGAUGCAGGUGGUGACGCAGCGCUGGUGCGAGUUACCUUUAACCUUGGGCCCAGCUAUGAGCCCAACCAGCGAUAUCCCAACGCCGUGUUCCUAAAGGAGCUGUCUUUCAGGUCCUCGGACGUGAAGCACGCAAACAAGGUGGCCCUAGACAUCAAGCUGCUGCGUUCAUCUAUCGCACAGCGGGACAAGGAGAGGGCUGAGCGGGCAACCUUGGUGGCGCAAGAGAAGCUGGUUCGCGGCAAGAAGAUCUUUAAGCUACCAGACCUCUGGAUGCGCCCGGCAUUUCCUGGGAAGGGGCGAAAGGUGCCGGGGUCACUGGAGGCACACGCGAAUGGAUUCAGGUACCAGACGCCAAAGGGCGAAAUCCUGGACGUGAUGUAUCGCAAUAUCAAGCACGCACUUUUCCAGCCGGCCGAGAACGAGAUGAUUACCAUCCUUCAUAUGCACUUGCACAACCCCAUCAUGGUGGGCAACAAGAAGACCAAGGACGUCCAAUUUUACACGGAGGUCAUGGAUGUCGUGCAAACGCUUGACGGUGGCGGACGGCGGAAUAUGUACGACCCGGACGAGCUGGAAGACGAACAGCGCGAGAGGGAACGACGGAACAAGAUUAAUGGGGAGUUCCAGCAGUUCGUCAAGCGCGUGCAGGAGAUGUGGGGCAAGGACUGUCCGGACCUCAGCCUUGAAUGGGACAUCCCGUUCCGUGAGCUCGGAUUUAGUGGUGUGCCGCACAGGUCUACUGUGUUCAUGAUGCCGUCGGUCAACUGCUUGGUUGAGCUCACGGAGAUGCCUUUUUCAGUGAUUACGCUCGCGGACAUAGAGAUUGUAAACCUCGAACGUGUGGGCUUUAACCUCAAGAACUUCGACAUGGCCAUCGUUUUCAAAGAUUUCACCCGCGACGUCCUGCGAAUCGACGCCAUUCCUUCAAAGAGCCUUGAAGGCAUCAAGGGCUGGUUGACGGACAUGGGUAUCAAGUACUACGAGUCUAAGCUGAACCUACAAUGGAAACCCAUUCUCAAGAACAUCCUCGCGGAUCCCGUCGGCUUUGUGGAUCAAGGCGGAUGGGACUUCCUGGACAUUGAGAAAUCCGAUGACGAGGAGGAGGAGGCAGAGGCAAGCGAGGAGUAUGCCCCAUCGGAUGAUGGCGACGAUGAGGACGAUGACGAUAGCGACAGUGAUGACGACAGUGACGACGCCAGUUUGGAAGAGGAGGAGGACGAUGACGAUGAGUAUGGAGAUGAGGAUGAAAGCGAGGGCAAGGACUGGGACGAGCUGGAGGAGGAAGCACGCAAUGCGGACAAGCAGCGGCAUUACUCAGACGACAGCGACGACGAGAGGCGGGGCAAAAAGCGAAAAGCGGCCGGAGGGGGGGGUGGAGGCAGCGGUAUGGGGAUACUCGACGAGCUGGCAAAGCGGCGGCACGGUCUCAUUGAAGACGCCAAGAUGGCAUCUCAACUAGCAGUGAGCAGGUCCUUCGAGUUGGCACGGGCCAUGGUCCGAGCAGCGUUCUUCCUGCCUGUGCGAGAGUCCCUGACGGCUGGCAGCUGCCACGGGCGGCGUUGUGGAGGCUUCGUCGACAGCAGCCCCUUAGCGAACGAGGAUCCGAGUGACCAGGGUGGCAGCGCUGCAGGCAUCAGCCCGAAGAUACCUGGUGGAUCUGGUGGCGCAACCAUGCUGAAUGGAGCCUCACAUGCACGUGGUGCGCACAAAGCACACCUACCCAGGAGCAAGAGCGCACACAUGAGCAUCGUAAGUCUCUAUUGCCUUGCUUUCGCUGUGCGGCAAGGCAGCGUACUGUACCGUCCCGUGCCAGCUUCAGCGGGUGCCUAUUGUAUCAGCAGCCUUCUGCCUAUUUCCCUUGUACAGGCGGACAUGGCGUACCAGCCUGGAGCUGGCGCCGGCUCAGCGUCUGCCAGUAUGUCCCGGCGGGGACUGCAACGCUCACGGAGCUAUGGCCGCCUGCGCACGGGCGCUAGCACGUUCAGUCAUCACACGACAGAGGCGCCCAGCGACGCCUUAUCGGUCAUUCGUGACGCCGGCUAUCCUCAUGAGCUGCACACCGUCACGACGGAUGAUGGCUACGUGCUGCGCAUGGAGCGCAUCCCCCGCCCCGGGGCCCGUGAUGUUGUGUUCUUCAUGCACGGCGUGCUGGACACCUCCAUGGCCUGGGUCAGCGGGGGGGUGACUGGCAGCCAGGCAUUCGCCGCGUGGGAAGCCGGCAUGGACGUGUGGCUGGGGAACAGCCGGGGUAACUCCCCUCGCCAGCACCAAGGUGGGGCCGUUCCUGAAGCCGUUGGGACCACAGGGAGGUAUCAACCGGUAGAUCGUUCAGCGCACGCAUCGGUCAUUAUCUUCAAUGUUGGCAAUCUAGAUGUUUAG